AUGGGUAUCUAUGGGGACGAAGGUGUGGUUGAGGGAACUCGUGCUUACCUCAAAACAGGUGUGUCAGACGUUGUCUCCUGCUCUGACUUCGAUGACACCGACCCAUCAGCGCCGGCUGUGGCAUCGGAGAAGUCACGGUCCAGCCUGGGAAAGAAGUUUGUGGCGCAAUUCGAAGAUGAAGAGUCGCAAAUGGAUUUCUACGACCAAUAUGUGGUAUGCUUCCCCGACGUCUCGGUCGAACAGACCGUAUACGAGCUCAUCUUGCCUGUCGAACAAUUACGGGCGAUAUAUCGCCAUGGGCUGCGUGGGGCUCUUCGAGCAAGCAACGAGGAGGCGAGUUGCACAGCUAGACGUCGGGAUCUUCGCCACGUAUUUCCGAUCGACAAACCAAAAGUCUGUGUUUUGAGGUUCAAAAUACUUCGAACCAUUUAG
This is a messenger RNA of Pestalotiopsis fici W106-1, 432 nucleotides long. RefSeq lists its product as uncharacterized. The transcript is spliced from 2 exons. The record is from RefSeq and is a predicted model, not a curated record. NCBI's taxonomy places the organism in Eukaryota, Fungi, Ascomycota, Sordariomycetes, Amphisphaeriales, Sporocadaceae. Bases 1 to 432 code for a protein of 143 amino acids.